GCCUUCGACUUGUUUCACGCCGGCGCAUCAGCGGUUUGACCACGCUCAAAGCAGAUGCCAUCGACACGGAGCGGAAGAGGAUUAAUUGGCCAGGAACAUCGUUCAUGGCCUCGUGUUUCAGCAAGGCCAGCUCUCCAAUAGCGCUAGUCGAUGUUUGUUUCUCACAGUCCUCCCUAGUCGUGUCGGGCCAACCACCCUCAGUCAUUCGCCUGCCCUUAGUCAUUCGCACUGAGCCAGGGUCCUUUGUCGGCAUCUUUCACACGUGGCCGGCAACGUUCGCCCGGUCCUGGGAUACUGCUCCUCUGCGACCUCCUUGCCUGUCACAUGGCUCCUUCCUUGCCACAUCACGCCUGCCUCAUCAAUCGUGUAGUGGAGGCUGCCCCUUCCUGCUUGACUCACUCAGUCACUCACUCAGUCACUCACCUCUAACAAAGAGCCGCGGCUUAGCAUCUCUUGAAACACACCAUAGCCGACACCUCCGAGUCACAUCUCGGAGUCACAUCCUGCAAAGUAUUCUCCGACCGUUACGCAGAAACGACUCAAUGCCGUGUAUUCUCUAGACCCUGAUACCAUGGUAGAUUCUGCAGCCAUGGUUCCGCCGUUGCACCAAUACCACCGCGACUGCCUCAUACUAUGAACCAUAUGCUUCGGCUAGCACCCCUCCGUCGCUUC
This is a messenger RNA of Alternaria alternata, 672 nucleotides long. RefSeq lists its product as hypothetical. The record is from RefSeq and is a predicted model, not a curated record. The coding region runs from base 105 to 560 and encodes 151 amino acids. Lineage: Eukaryota; Fungi; Ascomycota; Dothideomycetes; Pleosporales; Pleosporaceae. The transcript has a single exon.